AUGACUCCUAUUGAGCAUACUGGAAAGCCACAAGUCUCUGAGGAUGAGCACUUUGCUGGUGUGCAAGCCAGUUACUUGUUGGGACACAUGUACUUACGUGGCGAAGGUGUGCCCCAUAAAUAUGCCUCCGCGUUGAUUUGGCUUCAGCGUGCCGCCUCUGAAAAGCAUGGGAAAGCUAUGGUCGAUCUGGGGAUUAUGUAUGAGAAGGGACUCGGUAUUGCCCAGAACCAAACUCAUGCACUCCAUUUAUAUGAUCAAGCCAAGGAGUUGGAUAUGUUGGCCCUACCCCACUUUUGCCGACUUGGACAUAAGCUAGGCAAGGAAAACAUGUUUCCUAUGAAAGAAAUCGGUCAUGGUACUCGUAUAAAUAUGAUGUAUCCUUUCACAUCGACUUCACAGGCUGAUACUUUCCUGGAGAACCAUCUGGUCUACGCUUACUUCCAAGGUCAUGCACUGUUGCGUCAGCUGAGUGAAUCUUCAGAGGAAAAGGAUAUUAGUGAUGUCCUAUCUUACUUCAAGUAUGUGGUUGAGAGGGGUGAUUGGUCGCACCCUAUCUACCAUCGCGGGAUGACUGCCUAUCACAAAAGCGAUAUUAUGACCGCUCUUCUAGCUUGGGGACUCGCGGCGGACGAGGGAAUGCAAGUCGCACAGGAAAAUGUGGCACACAUCCUUGGUCCUCGGCAAUUUGUACGGGCUGUUUAG
This is a messenger RNA of Malassezia pachydermatis, 702 nucleotides long. RefSeq names its product ubiquitin-protein ligase sel1 ubx2. The transcript has 3 exons. Gene Ontology annotation, molecular function: protein binding. The record is from RefSeq and is a predicted model, not a curated record. Lineage: Eukaryota; Fungi; Basidiomycota; Malasseziomycetes; Malasseziales; Malasseziaceae. Bases 1 to 702 code for a protein of 233 amino acids.